UGGGCAUAAGAUAUCGCACACGUGAAUGGUGCGUGGUGCGUGGUCCCUCAAGAACCUGGUGAUGGCCUGGGCUGCUAGGCCGGCCGUUGGUGACGGUGGUAGUGGGACGCUGUCCCGUUCGGUAGCUUGGUUUGGUCGGCAUCGCGAGAUCGGCAAGGGGAAAAUGAAGGGGGUGUCGCAGGAGGGCGUCGGUCGAUCACACGACAUCAACAUACCUCCAAUCCCUCACCCACUUCCUCCACUCCUGGUCCUCAUCCCUCCGCUCAAGGGCAUCCUCCAUCCCCUUUCUUCCCCCGCUCUCAAGCUCGGGCUCAGGCUGGGGCUCCCGCUCGUCUAACAAUUCCCGUUUCUCUAGCCCUUCUUCAGGGAUAGGGGCACGACGGACAAGCACGAGCGGCUUAGGUGAGUCCCAGCAUUUGGUGCUCGCUGUUUCAGGGCAGUUGGCGCCGUCCAGCCCGUUGGAGGACAUGCUAUCCGUUCUCAGCAAUCCGGUCCUUAGGUCGUAGGCGCAUACACCGGCAUUUUGAUACCCGCAGUCGAGCCGUUGGGAGACUUCG
Molecule: messenger RNA, 557 nt
Organism: Dacryopinax primogenitus
Lineage: Eukaryota; Fungi; Basidiomycota; Dacrymycetes; Dacrymycetales; Dacrymycetaceae
Exons: 2
Coding region: 26-337 (103 amino acids)
Source: RefSeq, a predicted model, not a curated record